GCAACUCGUAUCAGUUGAUACUGCCCUCAGGGGCUGUAGCUAGAAGCAUAGCUGCAGUACGGAUUUAGCAAUCCCGAGGUACCCGAGCUAUAAGGGGGCUCGUAGAACAAUUUCAAAAUGGAACUACAUAAAAUUACGUUUAAAUUUAAAUAACGAUACUACAGAGACAUAGUUAUAACGUUAUUUCAAAAGAAAAGUUGCUCGUGCCGAAUAUCACUUCAUAUCGAAAACGAAACAGGGAUUUUGAUGAAAUUGUAACUAGACGUUUCCCCAAGGUUGGUCAUCCCCUAGUGGUGUAGAUAGAUGGUCGCGAUUCAUGGAUACUAGCCGUUAACCCGCACGAUCGACCAUCAUGCUGUGGACGAGAAGCACAUCCAGGGAGAGAGGAAGAGGGCGUUGCAAAAUGUCGAGGCCUGACACGAGGGUUCGAAAGGAAGUCGGCUUUCAGUCGCAGCUCGGCAGUCUGUACGGGACGAUCGAGUUACGUAUAGUGUAAGUACGGUGUGUGUUCUCGCGUAUAUGUACACGCGUACAGCGCAUGUAUUGGUGAUCAUAGGCGCAGCCUCGCGUGUGCACGCGUAACCGAUACGCCGGACGAAUUGACACACGCGCAGCAAUGGCGUACCCCCCCGGAGAAGCCUGAACGUGUUCUCGGUCGAAUAUUCUUUUGUGUGGUGUGUGUGGUUGUGCGUAAGAGGGACAGAUAAUCCGAAUAAAAUAUCGUAUUCAUGUAAGCCAACGAUAGAAGCGCGAGACGUUAACGUAACACGGUCCCUGAAAGGUUGACAAACGAAGGAACGAGCGACGUUACGCUCGGACAGGAACGUCAGAGCCCAUUACUCGUGGUAUAAUACACCCCAAGUCCCCACGGUUCUCACGGUUGACGGUUAGACCGUUCGUGAAAAGCUUCGCUAGGCAGAAAUUUACGAGAGGCGUAAGCGCGACCGCAAUGUAAGGAUAUCACCGUCGGAGAGAUUCGUAUGACGGGCUCCCGACAGAGUGAAGUGUGGAUUACGUGCAAGAGGGAUAUUCGAGCUCAGGGGGAAGCAAAGAAAUACCGUGUCGAUAUCGAAGACAAAGAAUCGAGGCAGUCACGACGAAAAGAUACGGAAAAUAGAACUGGUCUGAGAAGACGCCGGUUCCAGAACGUUGUAAGCGUUUCAUCACAGCAUUUAUUUCCUUUCCUGUCACGAAAUAUGCGAUAAAACGUUUCGUUGGCCGUGUACAUUGGGGGCUUCCUCGGUGUUGGAUAUACCCGAUUGGUCCAACCCUUGGUUAAGGCGACCCUCUCACGACGAUGAAUCGUGUCUAUACCUCUCCGCCUUGUUUGAAGCUGCGCCCGUGACAUCGAGAAGAGUACCACGAUCAUUGACACGCUUGCAUCGCAAGUACCGCUCCAAGGGGUAGAAAACGAUCGAGAAACGACGAAACUAGAAAGAAGAAGGGUUAUCGGGGUGCUGUCAAGAGGAUAUAAGAUCGCCGGAAGAUCGUUUUCGGCCGUUCCAACGAGCAAUCGCGGCCUCAACGCUGGGCGAGACGGGGAAGAACGGAUUGUCAUCAUUGGGGAGAAUAAUCGCGAGGAUCUUACGAAAUGAGAGCCUAGCGUCGGAGGUGGGUCGUUGGUCAGCGGGCGCGCAAGAAACGACGGUUCGCCGGCGGAAGCCUGGAUAGUAGGAGGUUUCCAACAUGGCCGCCGCCUGCUACGAGAAGGAAGUGGUGGUAGGUGCCGCUAUACACGGACACGGUCAUCACCAUCACCACCACCAUCAUCAUCACCAUCACCAUCACCAUCACGGCGCGACGGGGCAGGCUAACCAGCAGCAAACCGUCCUACCGGCGGCUUCGACUAUCCUCGACGCCACCACUGCCGUCGGCUCUGGUUCGAGUUCGUCCGCGAAUACGACCGCCACUGCGGCUGCCACUGCUGCGGCGGUCGCGGCCGCAGCCGCUGCGGUUGCCGUCACCUCCUACAAGGACUACAAGGACUAUUCGCAGCCUCUCCACGUGGACUGUAGCGUCGAAUACGAACUGCCCAGUCAGGCGAAGCCACCACCCGGCGGCGGCGAACCCCUUCUCAUGAUACAUCCCUGUUACUAUCGUCGCGCCGAACGCGAGAGGAGAAGCCCCUUCGUCAACAAUCUCCCGCCGCCGGCGAACGCUCCUAUAUCCACCUCGAGAAGGACUAGCAGAAGAAGCACGACUGCUGCUGCCGUCGUCGUUGCCACCGCCGCUGUGUCUUCGACAUCGUCUGUGGCACCGUCCUCCACGGUCGUAUCCUCGAUUUCCACCUCGACCGUAUCGUCGUCGACUUCCGCCACGGCCGUGUUAUCAGCGACCGCAGCAGUGGUCGCGACCACCACCGAUUCCGGCUCCGGCCUCGUAUCCACUACCGGCCAGAUGUCCGCGGCAAUGGCAGCCUCCUAUCGAGCGGCUCUCAACGCUGCCGCGACUCUAUCCCAACAACAGAGACGACAUCAUCCCCAACAGCAGCCACAGCAACAACCCCAACAACAGCAGCAGCAGCAUCAUCUCCAUCGAGCACCUCACGUCCAGCCUCACCCUCAUCACGGUCAACAGCAACAACAGCAAAGUUCGGUGACGCCGACCACGUCCGGCGCGGAACUGAUUUCUGCCGACGAGAAAGCAGUCAUAUCAGGUAUUUAUCAGCACUACUUCCGAGCGAUGCGUGCUCACAAUCAUCAGCAGCAACAGCAACAACCUCAGCAGCAACCGGCCCAGCAGCCCCAGCCGCAGCAGCAGCAGCAUCGAACCACUCAUCAGCUUCAUCAUCAACCUCACCAAAGCGACAGAAGUUCCUCCUCGUCGUCGGUAACACCGACGGCCACGUCGAUCUCUGGCAUCCUACGGCAGAGUUAUCAACAGACGUACAACGCGACGAGUUCGAGUACGGGUUCGUCGAGUCAUCUACGCGUCGCGACGGCCUCCGCGGUUGUCGCUCAUCAUCCGUACAGACGGCCGUCGGCGACGUUGCUAUCACGAGCGGCAUCGCACUUGGGACAUCAGACUUCCUCCUCAUCUUCCUCCUCCUCUACGUCCAUCGGUGCUUCCAGCGGUAUUUCCUCCGGCAGCGUUUCCAGCUUGUACGCGAGUACGAUACACAGGCAUCACGCGACCUCGCUGCACGCCCUUCAGGCGGCCGGUUUUUACGAAACGCCGGGUUAUCAUGCGCUCUUGCCGCAGAGUUAGGUGAUCACUAACCCUCGCGAGGCUGACCCGGUUGCCAGCGUUCAUUUAUUCACGUAAUCCGGGCGCAGAGCCGCGCUCCUCUUUCCUAUUGUGCGACUUAUCUCUUCCACUCGUUAAAGAGUAUACGGGUUAGUCUAGUACACACGCCGGGAUACAUCUAGCUCUGCGUUCGUACCCACCUACGUAUGUAUUACAUACGCGUAGAUGUAUCGUGCAUACGUGUACGUGUACGUAUAUGAUGUACGGACGGUGUAUGGUCGCACACAACGAUCGUACGUGCCGUGUUCGUUCGUGUUGGCAGUGUGCGGGUGGCCGGACGGA
This is a messenger RNA of Hylaeus anthracinus, 3528 nucleotides long. Its product is annotated as centrosomal and chromosomal factor-like. Lineage: Eukaryota; Metazoa; Arthropoda; Insecta; Hymenoptera; Colletidae. The transcript has a single exon. Bases 1687 to 3207 code for a protein of 506 amino acids. The record is from RefSeq and is a predicted model, not a curated record.